GGAAGGGGCGGGGCGCCAACGGCUGACAGGCAGCGCCGCACCGGAGGCAGCGGCUGCACCGCCGAGGGGACGCAGCGACAGCUUAGUGCCCCCACCUUCGCCGUCCCGGCCAUCGGUGCGGGUCCGCGGGAACCUGCGGUGACCCUCCGCGACCCUCGGCACCAAGCACUGGGCGCGCGGCGACACCGAGGCCAUGGCCGUGGCCACCGUGGCGGCUCCGUUUUCCUUGGCUCUCGGGGUCCCGCGCCCGGCCGCGGCCCCCAGCUCCUACGGGGCAUUCUGCAAAGGGCUCUCCCGCACCCUGCUCGCCUUCUUCGAGCUGGCCUGGCAGCUGCGCUCGAAUUUCCCGUACUUCUACGUCGCGGGCUCCGUGAUCCUCAACAUCCGCUUGCAGGUACAUUUUUAGAGUCGCGGUUACGCUAACGGUCUCUGGACUGGCACAAUGGCGGACUCCCAGGAGGCCCCGCGACGGAGCGGAGUGGAGCUGCGGGGGCGGCCCCCUCGGUCUCGCGAGAGUGGGCUGGAGGGACGCCCCUGCGCGGCUGCGCUCCCGGCUCCCAGCCAAACCCCGGGACAGUCCCGGAAAUCCUGCGGGGACUAGAGAGGACCGGCGAGAUUUCCGGCGACGGCGAAGAAUUUAAUUAAGGCCCCCGACAAUAUUUCAGAAGCUGUGCAUCCUGAAGACAAAAUCAGGACGAGCGGGAUGCCUUAUAUCAAAGACUUAGAAGGCUACUAC
Molecule: messenger RNA, 736 nt
Organism: Eptesicus fuscus (big brown bat)
Lineage: Eukaryota; Metazoa; Chordata; Mammalia; Chiroptera; Vespertilionidae
Gene: SMIM10L1
Product: small integral membrane protein 10 like 1
Exons: 1
Coding region: 194-406 (70 amino acids)
Source: RefSeq, a predicted model, not a curated record